Messenger RNA from Amphibalanus amphitrite, 2537 nucleotides. Its product is annotated as fasciclin-1-like. Gene Ontology annotation, cellular component: fungal-type vacuole membrane. Gene Ontology annotation, biological process: macroautophagy. Bases 104 to 2107 code for a protein of 667 amino acids. NCBI's taxonomy places the organism in Eukaryota, Metazoa, Arthropoda, Thecostraca, Balanomorpha, Balanidae. The transcript is spliced from 14 exons. The record is from RefSeq and is a predicted model, not a curated record.
GGCAGUCGCCUCUCUGCAGUGGCCUGGUAGGUGCGGCGGGAACCGGACCAAGACUCCAGUGACUCGGUGACUAUCCGUGACUCUCCGUGUCGCGGGCGACACCAUGAGGACCUCUCUGUGUGCUGUGCUGGCCGUCCUGGCCGUGGCGAGUGCCGAGAACUUGUAUCAGGCGAUCGAGCAGAAACCGGAUCUCAGCGAGUUUUUCGAGCUGAUCAACGCCAGCGAACUGUUCUCGAUCACGCUGAGGCGGGCCGAGGGCACGGUGUUCGCGCCCACAAACGCAGCGCUGCAGAAGGUCCGGGGCAGCGGGGAUGUCAACAUCCAGUACCACCUGGUGAACCGCGCCAUGACAUCAGCCCAGCUGCGGAACAAACAGUCCGAGGGCUCCUCGCUGAAGGGCAAUCAGAAGCUGUUCUUCAGCCUGCAGAAGCGGCGGGGUGGCGAGGACGACAUUUUCGUCAACAACGCCCGGAUCGUCACCAGAGAUCUGGCCUUCACUUCAGAGGAUGGCUCAAACCAGUAUCUUCACAUUAUCGAUGAAGUUCUAGAGCCCACCAUUCCCAGCAACAAGAACUCGAGGUACUACAAUCCAAACGCACUGAAGUUACUGAGCGACUCCGCCCAAUACAGUCUUGGAGAGUCCAGCAUCAAAAAGUUCUACAAGAAGGUGCAGGAUCUGGACAAGACAAGUGUAUUCGGAACCACCGAGUUUCACACCUACUUUAUACCAGUGGACGCAGGAAUGCAGGGUGUGGAGACGGAUGUGGACAGGGUGGUGGUGGACGGACACAUGAUCCCCAACAAGGUGCUCUUCACGCGCACCAUGGGUAACGACAGCUACGAGACGAUGGCGUUCGGCGACAUGCUGAAGGUGACCGCCCAGUUGCGAGUCCAGCCUUACCCAGAGAAGACGCCCGGCUCCUUCUUGUUGAAAGUUCAGAAGUACGUACCGCCGGUGAAACGUCCGGAAAAGCUCUAUGAAAUUCAGAGCCGCACCCUUCUCGGUGACGCCGAACACAGCAGCGGCUCCGUGCUGGCCAAAAUCGUUAAACCCAACAUCGCGGUGGAGAAUGGCGUCAUCCACUUGAUCGAGAAGCCCCUGAUGGUGAUGGAGAACUCGGCGUUCGACUUCAUCCAGCGAGGGUCAGAGGAUCGGUUCUUCAUGUUCUUCGACCUGCUGAAGAACAACGCGCCCGAGUUCCUGGACACGCUGCGGCAGCGCACGGACGGCACCAUCUUCAUUCCGUCCAACGACGCCUUCUACACCGUCGACCAGAAGCGGCUGACGGAGAUAAAGCUGUCGCCCGAUAGGCUGAAGAAGCUCCUCAAUUUGCACCUGGUCCCUACCCGGGUCACCACUCAGGACGUCAGAAAAAUACCCGGAACGACGCUGUUCAGCGUGCCCUCGGAGGACCAGAGUCGCUCCCUCUACCUCUCCGUCUGGGGAGUGGCCGGAAAGAACCAGACGAUGACGGUCGAGGGUGGCGGCACCAACGCCACCGUCGUCAUCGCCGACAUCGCCGCCCGCGACGGUGUCAUCCACAUCAUCGACAAGCUGCUGGGCGUGCCGUACCGCUCCGUCGGAGAGAAACUGGCCGUCGAUGCCAUGAUGAGCGACACCAACACUCUGGCGGUGCAGACCAAGUUUUCCAAGGGUGUGAGCCGCAUGGACAAGAAGUUCACCAUGCUCGUCCCGUCCAAUGAUGCGUGGAAGAAGAUUCAGAUGGAGUACGUGACCUCGCACAAGUCGCUGUUCGAGGGACGAGCGUCGCACCCGGCCAACACGAUUCUGGAGCGUCACUUUUUGAUUGGUGAGGCGCUCAGUAUGGAUGACCUGGUCAACAAGUCCAAAGAGGAAGACGGCGUGAAGUUCUACAAGACCACUUUCCAUGUGGAGAAUGCACCCGGAAUGUCAGGCUAUUUGGUCAAGUGGCAGGGGAUGCAGGCACGCGUCACCCGCUCCAACGUCGAGUGCACCAACGGCUACAUCCACGUCAUCGACUCGGUGUUCAUGCGUCAGCGUGACGUCACCACGGCGUCAUCGGCGGCGGCACUGGCCGGCUCGGUGGCGUGCCUGGUCGCCGCGCUGGCACUGCUGCGGCUGUGAUCGGCGGGCCCAGUCAGCGGCGAAUCCACUGCAUCUCAACAGUCUCAGCGAGCGACCGGCAGCGCGAGGGAGGGCCGGGAGGGGUGUGACGUGUGUGAUGGGUGUUAGAGUGAUUGGUGCAUGAUGAGUGCAGGUGUAGGUGCGACACGGAUAGGUGCGUAGAGUGGCGGCCUGUCCACUGAAUGUUUGUGUGGGCUGAUGUGUGUAUAGCUAUGGAGCCACAGAUUGGGCCUGCCGGUGUGUGUCUAAGCCGAGAGGGGAAGUUCCGGGCCGUGUUUGGUCUGCGGGGUCCAGAGAUUCCGGUCUGUGUCACAACCUUUGAACGACAGGUGGCGCGCAGGUCGCUGAGCAUGGCGCGUAGGUCGCCACGGGUGGCGCGCAGGUCGCUGUAGAUGGCGUGCAGGUCGAGUCGAGAGCUGCCAGGUCCGAG